Messenger RNA from Paramacrobiotus metropolitanus, 6027 nucleotides. RefSeq lists its product as uncharacterized. Gene Ontology annotation, molecular function: nucleic acid binding. Lineage: Eukaryota; Metazoa; Tardigrada; Eutardigrada; Parachela; Macrobiotidae. The record is from RefSeq and is a predicted model, not a curated record. The transcript is spliced from 2 exons. The coding region runs from base 2 to 1180 and encodes 392 amino acids.
GAUGCAGACGAUUGCUGAUGGCUUGGCGCAAUACCUAAAAGCGGGAAAUGAGCGAAAGUUUAACAAGUAUCUCCCAUAUGUUAUUUCGGCGAUGAACAGAGUCGUGCACGCCACAACGGGAUAUUCAGCAUACUAUAUGCUACACGGCAGAGAAAUGACAAUGCCGGAAGAUGUGGUUACAAAAACGAAUAUACCCGAUGAUUACGGAACUCCAGACGAAUGGGUGGAGACCAUGAAAAGGAACUUGACCUUUGCAGAAGAAGUGGCGAAAUGCAAUAUCAAAGACGCAUACGAGAAGAAUGCGGAAAUUUACAAUAAGAAAAAAUCGGAGCCGAACUUCAAAGUGGGCGACCUCGUACUGAUACGAUUACCAAAGGACACGAAACAAGGGAAGAAAGAGAACCAGUCGGACUUUAAGUCGAAAUACGAUAAAGUGUGGAAGAUCCUUAGCUUCCCGCGAGCAAACGAAGCAGAGGUCAUCGAGCAGAACCCGAAGAAAGAAGCAGACUUAAAGGUCGUUUCGAUCGAUCGGCUGAAACCAUGGCACCCGCCCUUACCAGACGAGAAAGAGCAGGUAGCAGAGCAUACCCUCCAAAAAGAGUCCUUUUUCGAACCACCUCUGCUACAUGAAGUUAAUGAAGAGACCAAAGGUCACCAAGACGGAGAUAAACCAAAUAAGAAGAGAGGAAGAAAAAGGAAAGAAGAUAAGGACUUCGAGACGGCAGUUACAAUUAAGCUGAACGCAGAAGCUGGAAAUUUGGCAGAAAGGUCACUGGAAAAAGAGACCGAAUUAGGUUCCAAAGUACCAGAGCGUACUUCCGAAAAGGACUUGCAACAAUCCUUUUUCGAACCACGCACUGCUACCGGAGAUAAGGAUGACCUUUCGAAACGGCGAACUGGCGCUGAGAUAUCAGAGCGCGAUUCGAAUUUUUUCGAACCACGCACUGCUACCGGCAAUGAGGAUGACCUCAUAAGAAAGAGAGAAGAGGAAAUAGAGGCGGUCAAAUCAAAAGCUGAACAAUUGGGCCGUGAUAUAGCGAAAGCAAUCAAUGAGCGAAAGGUCAAGCAGAAGAAGAAGAAACAAACUCCUACGGAACUGCUAACACAGAAAGGCGAACCUGAGGAUGCAGCCGAGAAAGAACUCCUUGAUCGGAUAACUAAAGGACGCGAAAACAAAUAACCCUGAUAAAUAUGAAUAAUGGGGUUCACUUCAUUAAAAAUAGGAGUUGGGAAGGCAUAAAGGCCAUACGACGCAAAGCGGCCAAUCGUUAUUGUUUUCGUUGCUAGCCAGAAAGGUCGUCAAUUUGAAAGGUCAUCAGACUGAAUCAUACGGGAGAAAUGAAAGGUCAAUCGAAAGGUCAAGAUACUUCAACCGAAAUUCAAAUGAACAACGAAAAGGUCACAAAAGUCCGGAAUCAUCAGAAAGGUCGAAAGGUCCUCAAAUUCGUCAGGACGGUCUUCACAAAGGUCAUCCGGGACGAAAGGUCAUCAGAAAUUGUCGCCCAGUCGAAAGGUUGUGAAAUCGAAACACAGACGGAAGAACAAACGGAAGAAGUGAGCGACCAUUCGAAAGGUCACUAGACUCCAACUGGAAUUCAAACGGAAAAAGUAAAAGGUCAAGAGGAUUUGGAAAAAUGCGGGAACAACCGAAAGGUCAUCAGACUCCAGACGAGGCUGUUAUGGCAAAGGUCAGACAUUUGAAGAAGCCGAAAGGUCAAAUAACUGACGACUAAAAAGACGAACAGUUUAAAAGUCAAGAAACGUCUGGAACCGUGGAGAAGGAAGCGCAACCUAAAGGUCAAGAGUGUUCCGUGUCUACGGAACAACCGAAAGGUCACGAGACUUUGAAAGAAGGUGGGAAAGAAAAGGUCAUGCUCCCCAUAGAAAAAGCGGCAAUAGAUGCAGAAGCGGUCUCCGCGCGACAGGUGGUUUAAAAAAAAAUCGUGGUUUACACUGUUGAAAGAGGCUUCAGCGACGGAGAAACCGAAAGGUCACGAAACUUAGCCGUAAAAGAGAAGACUGACGAACCGAAAUCGACUCAGUCUUCGUCCGGAUCAUCGACGAGAUAGACAACCGAUGAGAAACAGAGUCAGGAAACCGAACCAACGGACUCGGCAUUCCCCCAGAAACGGGAUACGUCCGGUACACCAGCGAAAUGAAAAAUGCUGCCAGAGCACAACAAAAUGCGUGGAGAAUGGUCAUAACCAAUGCGACAAUGGAUAAUAUAUGUCGAUUAAAUGGAACGACAUGACCUUUUGAGUUACAAGGCUGUCAACUUAGAACUGGAAGAACUUUGUACUCGAAUAAUGGCGAACAGAUCAGAAACAGUUGAAUGUUAAUUAGUUAUCGCUGGAGAACUGGUGGAAACGUCAAAAACGUGAAAGGUCGCCGUGUUAGAAUGAGACGAUUGGACUGAAAAAUAGCACGGGAAAGGUCAUCACGUUAAAGUAACGAAAGGUCAUCAGAAUCAGAAUUGAAUGCGAAAGUCUCAGUUCAGUACGGUAUAGCCUAACUAGGCGCAAUGGUAAAGUAUAAAGGUCACGUAACAUAUUACUGAAACCGCGUUCGUGUACUUGUUGUUUUCAGCGUUUAUAGCACAGAAUCGAAAGGAUAAAGAAAUCAUGGGGAAUAUCUAUUGGGGUUGAAAUUGAUUCGGUCUAUAAAGCCGGCCCCAAGGGAGUUGCUACGGCAGUUAGCCGGCCCUCCUCUAAAAGCAACUCAGUGUUAUAAAUGCACAAGAGAGACGACGGUAAUCAAGCCGGAUCUCUUGAACACGAAACGGGGCCACAAGCGGCGAAAAAGAGAAAGACAACAGAUGGAAUAUUGAUGAGGUUAACUUAAUGCGGCAAUUAGCCGGCCUCAUUAGAGUUGUUACGGUAAACUAUGCCGGCACUCUUUUCAAGCGAUUCAGUGUUAUAAUUAAAACGAGAAAAACUACGGUAAUCAAGCCGGAUUUCUCGUACUAACGUAAGCCACAAGCGGCGAACAAGAGUAAAAGAUUUAAGAUGGAAUUUUCAUGGGGUAAAACUUAAUGCGGUAACUAGCCGGCCCCAUCAGAGAUGCUACGGUAAACUUGCCGGCACUCUGGCCGCUCGAGGCAUAUUGAAGUUGGAUGUGCGACGGAAAGGUCAAACUGCAAAUUUUACCAGGGAGGCAAGCAAAGAAGUGCUUGAAGCCGCAGAAAAUCGGCUAAGUUCCUCCAUGACCUUUAACAGAAGUUUUGACGAGUGGGAUGACCUUUGGGAUCAUCAAUUGCCCAAUAGAGUCACCGUAUCGGAAUUCAAGUCGCAUGACCUUUGGGACCAUUAACCCAAAACGAGUCGCACAUCUCAACGGAUCAUCUCAACAAAGGAUGACCUUUACUAGGGAGGAAGCGAACUACGCUUGUCUUCAUUGACGUCCCUCCAUGACCUUUAUUGGAUCUCAUUUUGAAGUCGUACGAAUGAUACGCACCAGAUUCUAAAGAUUGAAGCAGUAUUCCUAAGUCGUACUUGAUACGCACCUGAUUCUCAAGCGGAUUGUGAUGGAAAGUCGCAUUAUGGAUGCGCAGGAUUGCUCAACAGAGCGGAAUGGGCCAAUGUGCGGCAAACGGUGGACAGGACCUGUGACCUUUGCGAGUCAGAAAUGGAGGAUCCUAGUCUACAAUUUGAUUAAUACUUUUGUUGAUCUGUUAUUGUUGAUCUGUUCCUAAUGAUUUGAUAGUAUUUUUAUAAUUGGAUCUCUUUAUUCACAUCGUAUUAAAAUGAAAUUGUGCCUUUAUGUAAUUGAUGUGAUAAAAUGGAUUAAGAGAAUUUGAUGUUUUUGAGCACACACAGACACCGGCGACCGUCGUCUUCUCGUGGAUUCGGGAGUGUGUCCAGCCUCACAGGAGCUCGGCAUCCCCCCAGAGGCAUGUGAGACCGGGAUCACUAGCGUUCACGUCAGUGGCGCUACGCCUGUGGCGCUACGCCUUAGGAUUACGUGUCUGUGUUGUGUCUCUUCUGAUUGGCUUGAGUUGUGUUAGUGGGCGCGGCAUAGCACGUGCUGCACAGUGUUACACACUGUUGAAUGGGCUCCACGCUUUACGAUCGAGCUGCGCCGAUCAUUGUUGAUUUUCUGUUGUCGGAAUUUUCAAUAUUAUUAAAAGUCAGCUAUUAGCGGUGCGACGUUUCGCGAUUCCGCGUAGUUCGCUAUACUUAUCGCAUAGCUCACUCCACGGGAUCUAUUCCGUUUAGGUCUCCGUAUCUGGAUCACUGCUGGAUCUAGCAUUAGUGGAGGUUGUAGGCAGAUGCUGGAAACUGGGCUGCAAAUGUUGUCUAAAACGAAAGCCCAUUACAACCAGAUUAUGCAUAAAAUUUCGACGUGUUUUCAAAUAACACAACGACUUGCCACUUUUUUCCUGAACCAGUUCAAAAAUCAAGAAGGCUAUAUCCGAUACCGUGUCUCGGGAAUUGGAUUUAGGUAAACGCCAUGUGUAAGAAAGACAAGCCAAACCGUCGACCCGCUGCCGGUCUCGAGCCAACCCGCGGGAUGUCCGCACGCCAAUCGGACUCACACGAAUCCACCGCGGAGCGUCUGGUGGAUUCUUUAAACCCAGGAGCUGUCAGACGAAAUCGUAAAGUUUGGUUCUGUCCAUACUGCGACAAGUCGAUCGGGAAAGGCGAGCGCUUCAAUGCCAUAGGACAUCUGCUGGGUGUAGAUGGACGUUCCAGUUAUCCGUGCAGGACCUGGCGAAGCGGGCUUCAUGAUCCCUCAGACCGAUUGGAUUAUCUUCAUGGUCGGUUGCCCAAGAAAUGUAUAUAUUAUCGCCGCUAUCAGGAUAAAGCCAAGACGAAGCUCGGAAAGCGAACAGAUGGAGUGUGGAGAGAAAACGACAAACAGCGAACCAUUCCAUUGUAUCCCGAAGAUUUUGAAGAAGGCCUGAAACUACGGGUCAAGGCUCAACACCGGCGCAACGUACAAGCGUCAGAGGAUUCAUCGAACACUUCUCAACUGCCUGUGCCACUGACAUCAACGAAACGCUCGACCAUUGCAAAAUUGGUAGCAGCACGUAAGCGUCGCUUUUCCAGCACUUCGGCGGACAGACUGGAUCUCGAAGAUUUUACAGAAUGCACGAAACUACAGAACAAGCCUCAACCCCGGCGCAACGUGCAAGUGUCGGAAGAUUCAUCGGGAAGUUCCAAGCUGCCUGUGCCACUAACGUCAGCGAAACCCUCAACCAUUGCACAAUCUGCAACAUCACGUAAACGUCGCUUUUCCAGCACUUCGGCGGACAGACUGGAUCCCGAAAAUUUUAUACAGUAGAUGGCAUCAAACUACGGAAUGACGAACAGGAGCGACGCGACGGCCCAGUUUCCGAGAUUUCAUUGGAAAGUUGCGAGCUUCCUGUGCCACUAACAAACCGUUCGGCCAUUACCAAAUCGGCAUCACGAAAACUUCGCUUUCCGAGUACUUCGCCGGACAGACUGGAUCUAAUUAAAAAAUCUUCGCCAGUGGCAGUAAAGAGCGCGCGGCAUUUACCGGAGACGAACAAGAGUGCAUCUCCUAAGGAUCCUUCCGAUUCCGUGAAAAAAUUGGCGACGCUGGGUGACAACUUUUUGGUUACGGUGUACAACGCUGACGGUACUAUAGCAGCCCAAGUUACCGUACGCGGCACUUCUCCACCCAAGAUCACAGUAGAGAAGAAAUCUGCGGCCAUACAAAUCCAAAUCGAAUGGGAAACUGAAGGUGCUGGACACCAUACGACUCGCCGUUCACCGGAGCAAGAGGUGACCUUUGCAGGUUUUCGAUCACGAAUACAAACAGAUAUAUCAUCAGAAGCGCCGCCUCGGGAUCGCUCGCUAGAUCGUGCAGUGAGUUAUUUGAUGAGCUUGUGAAAAAAAUGAUGUUUUUAAUGACGCUUCACUUGAUUUACUACUGCUACCAGUUAGCUUAUCAACCGUUAGUUCGAAUUGCAAAAUUAAAUAAUUAUGUUUUGUUUUGAAACUAGUAGGAUGCAUUGACCAGCUCGUAUACAACGUGAUCCCCAAUUUUGGGUGUCAUUAAAUU